CUCUUCUUCAUUUCAUUUCACGAUUCUCACCGAUGCACUCAUCGGUCAUCGCAUCUCUCUCCCGCCGGCGUAUCGUUCCGUCGAAUCUCCGUCUAUCAUCUCCGAUGUCUCUCACAGAGGUCAUCGAAGAUAUGUCACCAGAAAAAUCUGGCUUCUGGUGACGAGGUAGGUCAAUUUGAUUCACAGUUCGUGAGUAUAUGGGCUUCUAUAAUCCUUGCAAAUGAUUACCCCUUUGAUUUUUUUGAGGACUGGGAAUUGAGGAAAGUAAAUGUAAUGCCUCAUAUAAAUGUUAUCAAGGCUCAUGUAUUUGAUUUGUACUCGAAAGAGAAACUGAAGCUUAAACAAGAAUUAGCUCACUGUAGAUGAUUCAUUUCAGAAUGACAUUCUGCAAGAAAAAUUGAAAACGAAACUCGGUUUGCAAAAUGGUUUGUUAUGUGAUGGUGAGUUCUUUCGUGUGCAUUGUUUUGCAAGUGUUUUAAAUCUGAUUGUUGAUGAGGCGUUGAACCUAGUUAGUGAUUUUGUGUGUAUUGUGUGUAAAAUUAGAAAGAGCAUCUUGUUUGUGAGGGGUUCAAAGAGUAGAAGGCAAAAAUUUAAAGAGUGUGUUGAAAAUGUUGGUGGUGUUGAUAGUUCUGUUCGCUUGCAUCUGGAUAUGUCUAUGACUGUGAACUCAACUUAUUUGAUGCUUGAAAGUGCUCUUAAAUAUCAGCGUGUGUUUGAAAGUCUUCACUUGUAUGAUGAUAAGUAUGAGUUAUGUCCUUCGGUAGAAGAGUGGAAAUGAGUAGAAAAGAUCUGUUCAUUCUUAUUGCCUUUAUGGGAAACUGCUAACAUGAUUAAUGGCACAACACAUCAUACUUCCAACUUGUAUUUUUUGCAAGUUUGGAAAGUUCAAUGUGUUCUAGUUGAAAGUUUGGGAGUUGAAGAUGAAGCUAUAAAGAGAAUGGCUGAAAGGAUGAUGAGUGAGUUUAAGAAAUAUUGGGAUGACUACAGUGUUAUUCUUGCAUUGGGAGCGGUUCUUGACCCCGCAGAUGAAGUUGUCAACCUUGGCUUACUGUUACUCAAAACUUGAUGCAUCAACCUGUGAAGGGAAGUUGCAACAUGUAAAGAGCGAGUUGUACAUGCUAUUUGACAAGUAUUCUGGCGAAAGCAAUUAUUCUGGUGGUGUGCAAAGAACUACUCAGGACCAGUCUUCUAGCAUGCCAUUGCCAAAGUCUUCAUCUCACAGCUUAUAUGAUGAAUUGAACAUGCACUAUCAGCAGCUUGUUACUGAAUCCACAAAGUCUCAACUUGAGAUUUACUUAGAUGAGUCAAAUUUGGAUUUCGGUUAUCAUGAAGAUAUGGAUGUAUUACAAUGGUGGAAAAGUAAUAAUGAUCGAUUUCCAGAUCUAUCAAUAUUGGCUUGCGACUUGUUAAGUGUUUCCAUUGCCACUAUUGCUUCCACUCGUGAUUUUUGCAUGGGCUAUCAUGUCUUUAACAAGUAUAAACAUCGUAUGUUACCGAUGAACAUGGAUGCUAGAUUGUGUACUCGCAGUUGGUUGUACAAUUUUGUUAGCCAUGAUCGGGAAGACGACGACGAUGACUUUGAAGUAAUGGAGUGAAAUUGAUGGUGAUGACAAAAUGGAGCAUAGCAUCUAAUGAUUUUGAUUUUGAAGAAGAAGUCGAUGGUGAUGAUGAUUGAUUUGCUAGUAUUUCUUUAACUUUGGUUCAUGAUGUUUGUUUUGGCUUUUAUGGUUAAAAAAACUAAAACUAUAUAUGUGGUUGUUAGGUUCUGGCGUGUUGACUUACAUGUGGAUUUUUAGUGAUUGUGGACAUGUUUUUAACUUGCAAUAUGUGGAUCUGUUUACUUUCUAAUGUUGGAUGAAGCUAGCAUGCAAUUCCAUGUUUAA
Messenger RNA from Trifolium pratense (red clover), 1883 nucleotides. RefSeq names its product zinc finger BED domain-containing protein DAYSLEEPER-like. Lineage: Eukaryota; Viridiplantae; Streptophyta; Magnoliopsida; Fabales; Fabaceae. Gene Ontology annotation, molecular function: protein dimerization activity. The record is from RefSeq and is a predicted model, not a curated record. The transcript has 4 exons. The coding region runs from base 978 to 1595 and encodes 205 amino acids.